UCGCGGCGGGCCGGCGGCGGGGAAAUACUAUUAUGCUAAUAGUUGUUUUGCUCGUCCUCGCGGGGAGCGGGGUUUAAAAGCCGGGAGCCGGGGGAAGGGGCUCAGAGGCGGAGGCAGGGCCGGAGUGUGUUUGGUGCCGGACUGGACGAGACGGGACGGGCGGCGAGGGGAGCGGCGGGGGCGGGCGGCCACGCACCCACCCACCCCGUGGCGAUGUCCGACGUGCACCUUUCGGGUGCGGCAGCGGCCCCGGAGCGCCUGGCGGCUCUGCGGGCGCUGCCCGUGCCCGGCCGCAGCGCCGUCUGCAGGAGCUUAUUCGGGCCGGUGGACCACGAGGAGCUGGGCCGGGAGCUGCGGAGCCGUUUGCGGGAGAUGGGCGAGGACGAUCAGCGCCGCUGGGACUACAACUUCCACACCGACACGCCGCUGCCCGGGCCCGGCCGCCUGCGCUGGGAGGAGGUGGAGGGCGGCACCGUGCCCGCGUUCUACCGGGAGACGCUGCAGGUGGGCCGGCACCGCGUUCCCCUACGCCGUGCCUCCCCGGCCCCGCCGUCCGUCGUCAAUACCGCAUCCUCCGCCGCCAAGGCUCCGGGAGGGCCGGGGGCGCGCCUGAGCCGAGAGAACCGCGCCGCGCCCCGCCGACGUGCACUGCGGCCACGGCGGAGCGGCCCCACGACCCGCAUCACAGAUUUCUUCGCCCGGAGAAAAAGGCCGGCCGAGCCCAAAUCGGCGGCCGAACGACCCGUGGGCUGCCCGCAGCCCCCCGCCGCCGUGCCGGCUGAGCACACCCCCCGCAAGCGGCUCCGCUGAGCCAGCCUUUUGCACUACGGCACCCACGGGAGAGGUGCGUAGCCCGCAGGCGCCGUGCCCCGGAGUUGUGGGCAGCCGGGACCCCCCCGCACCGCGCCCGGUCCGGGCCCCGCAGCGCCGCCGGAGUCGGGUCGGAGCCGCAGCGCCCGCCCGCCGGGAGCGGCCGCGCACGGAGCAGUGUUAGCGUACGAGUGUGCAAUGUGUGACGUUCUGUACAGAAAUGUAUUAUGCCUAAUGUGAGUACACUGGCCAGAAGUGUAAAGCUUUAACGGAGGAAAAAACAAACAAACAAAACAAAAACAAACAAGUCAUUUAUAUGGAAAUGUUUAAUCUCUGCUGAUCUCUCAGUGCAACAAAAAAAGAAGAAAAAGGAAAAAAAAAGGAGAAAGAAGAGGAAAGAAGCACGUGUAUAUUUGUACAAAACGUUUUCUAAGAGUUAUACUAACUUAUAUUUUCUAUUUAUGUCAGAAAUGUGGAUAACUGGUUGACAUUCAAUAGUCUUUUUUUUUCCCUUUUGGUUAAGCCAGAGGGCACUAUAUUUGCUUUUGUUAUUUACAAAAUGUAAAUUUAUUUUUAUAGUCGGAUUUUGGUUUUGUUUUUUGUUUUGGCCUUCACGUGAUGUAGUAAUGAACCCUGCAGUCUGUUCCCUGUACUUGAAGACAAGUUCCUAUAGUUCCUGAGCCCGACUGUAUCACUACCAUUGCCAAUAACACCACAACCUCCAAUAAUAAAAACAUCCCAGGAACCUUUGCAA
This is a messenger RNA of Coturnix japonica (Japanese quail), 1564 nucleotides long. RefSeq names its product cyclin dependent kinase inhibitor 1C (gene CDKN1C). Gene Ontology annotation, cellular component: nucleus. The record is from RefSeq and is a predicted model, not a curated record. Gene Ontology annotation, biological process: negative regulation of mitotic cell cycle; negative regulation of cyclin-dependent protein serine/threonine kinase activity. Gene Ontology annotation, molecular function: cyclin-dependent protein serine/threonine kinase inhibitor activity. NCBI's taxonomy places the organism in Eukaryota, Metazoa, Chordata, Aves, Galliformes, Phasianidae.